Molecule: messenger RNA, 1314 nt
Organism: Caenorhabditis angaria
Lineage: Eukaryota; Metazoa; Nematoda; Chromadorea; Rhabditida; Rhabditidae
Source: the annotation of a GenBank genome assembly
AUGAUUCUCUUCAUAUUUGCUGCCAUUUUCUUGGUUUCUAACUGUCAAUCAGUUAUUAGGGAAGAUCAAAUUGCCAAAAUCAUCACAUUGAAUGAAACAUCAUUCGGUAAGUGCAUUUUUUUGAAAUUUGAAAUAUUUCCGAAUUUUUUGCCAUCAUUCAGUUUCAAGAGACCCAGAAAAAUGUUCCUGGAAACCAGGCUCUUUAGGAGCUGAUGCUUGACAAAUGGGGUUUCCAUACUUGUCAACUUGACAUUAAGAAGUGGCUGUAGGCUCAGCUACUUGACAACUAUGCUCUCUCGGCGCUGAUCCUUGAUGAUUGAACUUUCUAGGCGUGGCUACGUGACGAGUAGAUCUCUAGACAUGUAUCCUAGAUAGCAAAAGUAAACCUCUAAGCCACCCUCCCAAUUUUCAGUCACUUACAACUCAACAACUUCAAAAUGUCGAAUUGAUUGCGCUGAUGCGGACACAAUGUCUCUCCCAACUUUCCGAGGAUUGGAAAAAGUCUGGAAGUUCAAUGGAUCUGCAAUGUUCUCCGCCGAUGACAAAACUUUCAUUGACAGUAACCGAAGCCUCGAAUUCCAAGUGUUGACAGAAGAAGAUUCGGGAAAUUAUAUGUGUUGUACUCGAGAUGUUCAAUUGGCAUAUCAAUCGUAUGUUUGCUACAGUACUCAACUUGUUAUUGUGAAUGAAGAUGCAUUGGAUGCAAUUUCUUCGACAGGUAAGAGAAAUUUGCAGAUUCUCGUUGCAAAUUUUUUCCAAAAAUAUUAUUUCAGAAGCCCCUCUUCCUCCAGCUUGGAAUCUGAUUGUUGAAGAAGGCGAUGAAAUCAACUGUCAACCAGAUAGCAUCUACUUUUUGAAAGUUUUUGAUGAAAAUGUGACCGAUGUCAAAUGCUUAGUCAAUGAUGUUCCAGUCGAUAUCAAAAUGGUAAAUUUACAACAAAAAGCGAAAAAAUAUGUAGUUAAGAUUUUUUAUUUGUAGAAUAACGCGUUCCCAUCUCCAAUCUUCAAUGAUGUUUUGAUCAAACAUUUCAAUGUUUCUGAACACAGUGGUCUCUAUUCAUGUAAUGCAACUAUUCAUGUGAGUUUAUCAACAUGAAGCCCCUUUUUUGCUGAUUUUAACAGUUUCAGGAUGGAAAUGAGACAAUAAACGAGCAAGUUUCAUUCAAAAUCAGUGAAUCCUGGGGUGAAAAUCAACACGCUGUUCUUCUUCAAGAAAAGAUGGUCCGCGAUGCUUUGGCAAGCAGUUCACCAAUUCCAAUGCACAAGGUCUUCAUUAUUCUUCUCAUUGUCGUUGCCAUCAUCACAUUCCAAUAA